This is a messenger RNA of Toxorhynchites rutilus septentrionalis, 3505 nucleotides long. RefSeq lists its product as uncharacterized. Gene Ontology annotation, cellular component: membrane. Gene Ontology annotation, molecular function: potassium ion leak channel activity. The record is from RefSeq and is a predicted model, not a curated record. Gene Ontology annotation, biological process: potassium ion transmembrane transport; stabilization of membrane potential. The transcript is spliced from 5 exons. Lineage: Eukaryota; Metazoa; Arthropoda; Insecta; Diptera; Culicidae. Bases 399 to 3038 code for a protein of 879 amino acids.
CGGUUACGGACGGUUAUGUGUUUUAAUUGCCGCCCUAGAGAAAAGUUCUCAUUUCUCUAGAAAUUUGGCUAGAAUUGUCUAGAAUUGUGAUAAGUUUUUCCAGUGAAAUAAUACGCGAAAAUCGAUUCAUGAAUCAUUGUUAUGCGAUGCCGAUAAGUGAUUGUUUGGGCUGUUAGCGAAAACCGAUUAUAAUUGAUGCCUAAAAUAGCCGGUUUCCAUCUUUACGUGCUAACAGAGUGUGAGAUGUUAACGAUGAUCUGAGUCAGAUGUGAUAUUAUUACUCGACGCGUGUGAGUUUAUACGUUCUUGCGUGACAUUGUGACUUUGAGUUCUCUGCUGCAAGUUACAAACUUUUUAUUCAAAAUAAAUAUUAAAAAAGGUUCCACUAGAAAGUGAGAAUGGAAUCAAAAUCAGAAGUACCUGUAAUAGCUCGUCGGCGACGAAGGGCUGCCCGCCAGUUGCGCGAAUCGACACCAGAUCCUUCGCAGCGAGAUGGGGCCACUGACGGAAACGGUAGCCAAAGUCAAAUGUCUGACGAACAGAGCGGAUCCGAGAGUAAGUCUUCCGUCGAAUCCAGCCCCAAAGGAUCGGUGAAAGGGGCAAAGAAAAGUUUCAUCGAACGUGCAAUGGAUUACAGCAACCAUCGAAACAAAAUUCUCAGCAGAAAAGAGAAAAAACUAACGAUAGUGACCCCUAGGAGCAAAUCGGUGCCACGCGAUAGCGAAGAGGUGCCAAGCAGUCCGGAGAUUUUCUCGCUACUGCGCCGGGCUAGGAGAAGCUUGACUGGCUCGCGCAAACCCAAAACCGAUGAUUCCAGUGAUGGUGGCAAGGUAUCGGACACUGAGGUUCGCAACCGUCGCGAGCGCAUCGAGCGCUACCAAACGGAACGCAAUAAAGAAGCGGAUUCUCGGUCGUCCCAGCUCCAGGCUAACUUGCAACGGUUCACCGAGGAUCGGCGAAAGUUUGAACUGGAGAAACUGCGAUUUCUGCAGGAGAAGCGUGAAUUGGAUCGAAUGAGACUCCGACGGUUCGACAGGUACCGCGAGGAGAUGCUUGAGGAGCAGCGACAGAAACUGCAGAUUGAACUGCGAAAUCGUGAGCAGGCGGAACGAAUUCAAACCAUUGAAGUUCCAACGUUGCCUCCGGUACCACCCACACGUGCCAAAACACCAGUUUCGCCCGUGUUGCCAAUGAAGAAACUAUUGAUCGUUCCGAAAAAAUCCGAAGCAUCGAGCAGUGAAGAUGAGAGACACAACACGAGCGAUGAGGAGAAGGUAGCAUCGAUUAGAAGAAGAUUUUCUCCCCGGAAACCAAAAAGACCACGGUCCAUUCGAGUUGAACAUUUGGAAAUACCAAAGACACCAGAACCGGCUACCUCGCCGGAGCCAGAAUCAGAACUUCCCUCGGAUUAUCCUCCGGAAACGGAGCCCACAUCUCCGAAUACGGAGCAAACGGUUGUGCCGGAUGUUAAGGCUGAGGAAGAAAUGGUGCUGACACAAAGGAUCGUAACGAAAGUUGAUAAUUGUUUGAUGAAAGGAAAUGAUAACGACAAACUGGAAACUAAAAUUGGAGCGGUUACGGAUAAGGAGUCCGAACAAACGCGCCAGGAUGAGGUUAAGAAGAAAAAGUUUGAGGUAACGAUUGUCGAGGAAAAGUCUGUAGAAGGGCCAAAAGAAAAAAAGCGAAGGCGAGCGUUGCUUAUUUAUGUUGAGAAGAAAGACGAUGAAUUUAGGUGGGGAGAAAUAUUUGAUGAAUUGAAGGAUUAUUGGUUGGACUUUUUAGACGACAACCCUCUGGAAAUUCAUAGACUGCGGAUUCAGGUGAAUGAAUGUUUGUUCUAUUUUGGAGUUUUGGUUAUGCUGUGUGGUGUCGGAGGAAUUAUAUUUAGGGUAACUGAGGGGACGUUCGAGUCUCAAUACAAGUGCGGAGUGAAGCGAGUUAAGCGAGAUUUUAUCGACUCGCUGUGGGUCUCCAGUCACAGUCAAAAGGAGGAAGAUUGGAAACAAACGGCUAGGGCUAGACUGAGGAAAUUCGAAGAAGAGUUACAGAUGGCAUUUGAAGCGGGAAUGAAGACAUACAGCGGUAACACGUCGUGGAACUUUAUCAACGGUGUGAUCUAUGCACUAACUGUGGUAUCAACUAUUGGAUAUGGCCACAUAUCUCCAUCCACAACGACUGGUCGAGCGUUGACGAUCGUGUACGCUAUCAUCGGAAUCCCGAUUUUCCUUAUAGUGCUGGCUGACUUCGGUAAAUUAUUUACGCGAGGGAUAAAAUUCUUAUGGGUUUAUGUUCGGCGGGUCUACUACACGGGAACGUUCCGAAAGGCUCGGAAAACUGCUCAAGUGAAGGAAGUCAUGAAGGGACUGAAUGUUGUUUACGAUAUGGUACGCCGUCCAAAUGGUGAACACGAAUUGCAUCCUGCGGGUCAACAGGCACCUGAUCAACCACAGCCAUCCACUUCAGCCGAUGCUAUUCCGCCAACUUGCGACUCUCCGACUGGAACGGGGGUUCCAGAGACCUUCCAAAUCGAUGAUGAAUUUAAUCUGCCCAUAUCCGUUGCGAUCUUUAUUCUGUUGGCCUAUAUGCUGUUCGGUGCCACUAUUUACUUCACCUGGGAAAAUUGGUCCUUUUUCGAGGCGUUCUAUUUUGUAUUCAUAUCCAUAUCUACCAUAGGUUUCGGAGAUUUCGUCCCACAACAUCCAAUUUACAUGAUGUGUAGUAUUUUGUAUCUAAUCUUCGGGCUCGCUUUAACCUCCAUGUGUAUUAAUGUUGUGCAGCUUAAGCUGAGUGACAGCUUCCGGCAAGCCAGUGCUAAAAUCGGAGCUACUAUUGGUCUCCAAAUGGCGGAAGCAGCUUCCCUGCAGCAUUCCCAAGUCCACACGCCGCAGGAGCUAUCAGCGAUUCACACAAGCACACCGACUGCCAACGGAGCUCAACAACAGUCAGCCGCAGACGUAAAUGGCGGGAUAACCAUAACUACAGGUCCAUCAGAAGCAGCUAACGAUAUUGUUGACAAAAAGGACUGCAAGAAUCGCUAAAAAUUCGAUAGUGAUAACAAUGACUGACAAACAAGAGGAUGACAGGAAAAAAUGAAACUAGUGAUUUGACAAACAAAAAUGUUUAUGCUUUAAGCCUAUUUACAUUAAAACAGCGGUAAAGCUAAGCACAAUCGCCAUAUUAUUCGAUAAGCGCAUUGCGAUUUAUAUUGAAUCAAACAAAAUCUUAUCAUGUACAUGUGCACUAGUGUUAUAAGAUGAGACAGGCACCAAACAAUGAUUGACCAUAUUUAUACGAAUUUUUCGCUUUUAGUAAUUUAGAAUAACGAAGGUUUUUAUCGCGUGCCUGAACGGUCUAAUCUGAUGGUUAUCAAAUAGAUUUAUGAAAACAAUAAUAGCAGCUUAUAUCCAUACAAGAGACUGUGUGACUUCUUUGAGGAGAGCUUAAAACAGUUGUUGAAUAGAUUUUUUCAUAUUCAGAGGAUGUUAAAUAAAACCAUACUCGUCGA